Molecule: messenger RNA, 1631 nt
Organism: Molossus molossus (Pallas's mastiff bat)
Lineage: Eukaryota; Metazoa; Chordata; Mammalia; Chiroptera; Molossidae
Gene: NETO1
Product: neuropilin and tolloid like 1
Exons: 10
Coding region: 27-1631 (534 amino acids)
Molecular function (GO): protein binding
Source: RefSeq, a predicted model, not a curated record
CGGAGCCUCUGCCGUAAGGAACAGACAUGAUCUAUGGACGCAGUGUGCUUCACAUUGUAGCAAGUUUAAUCAUCCUCCAUUUGUCUGGGGCCACCAAGAAAGGAACAGAGAAGCAAACCACCUCAGAAACACAGAAGUCAGUGCAGUGUGGCACUUGGACAAAACAUGCACAGGGAGGUGUCUUUACCUCUCCCAACUAUCCCAGCAAGUACCCCCCUGACCGAGAAUGCAUCUACAUCAUAGAAGCGGCCCCAAGACAGUGCAUUGAACUUCACUUUGACGAGAAGUACUCUAUUGAACCGUCUUGGGAGUGCAAAUUUGAUCAUAUUGAAGUUCGCGAUGGACCUUUUGGGUUUUCUCCAAUAAUCGGACGUUUUUGUGGACAACAGAAUCCACCUACGAUAAAAUCCAGUGGAAGAUUUCUGUGGAUUAAAUUUUUUGCCGAUGGGGAGCUGGAAUCUGUGGGGUUUUCAGCUCGAUACAAUUUCACGCCUGAUCCUGACUUUAAGGACCUUGGCGUUUUGAAACCGUUACCAGCGUGUGAGUUCGAGCUGGGCGGCCCCGAAGGCAUCGUGGAGUCCGUGCAGAUUGUGAAGGAGGGCAGAGCUGCCGCCGGGGAGGCCGUCGAUUGCAAGUGGUACAUCCGGGCACCUCCGCGGUCCAAGAUCUACUUGCGGUUCUUGGACUACGAGAUGCAGAACUCCAACGAGUGCAAGAGGAACUUCGUGGCUGUGUAUGACGGCAGCAGCGCGGUGGAGGACCUGAAGGCCAAGUUCUGCAGCACGGUGGCCAACGACGUCAUGCUGCGCACCGGCCUGGGCGUGAUCCGCAUGUGGGCGGACGAGGGCAGCCGGAACAGCCGCUUCCAGCUCCUCUUCACAUCCUUCCAAGACCCUCCCUGCGAAGGCGACACGUUCUUCUGCCACAGUAACAUGUGCAUCAACCACACCCUGGUGUGCAAUGGACUUCAGAACUGCGUGUACCCUUGGGACGAAAACCACUGCAAAGGAAAGAGGAAGGCCAGCCUGCUGGACCAGCUCACCAGCACCAGCGGCACGGUCAUCGGCGGGGCCUCCUGCAUCGUCAUCCUCCUCAUCAUCAUCUCCGUCGUGGUGCAGAUCAAGCAGCCGCGGAAGAAGUACGUGCAGAGGAAGGCGGACCUGGACCAGACGGCGUUCCAGGAGGUGUUCGAGCCUCCCCACUACGAGCUCUGCACCCUGAGGGGCGCGGGGGCCGCGGCCGACUUCGCCGACGUGGCCGAGGACUUGGAGCACCCCCACCAGCUGCGGAGGGCCCCGUCCAAGUGCGCCCACGACCACCACUGUGGGGCCCGGCUGUCCAGUGCGAGGGGCAGCCGCAGCAACCUCAGCGCCCGGGACGCGGCCGCCACCCCCGAGCUGCCGCCGCCGCCGCCGGGCAAGGCCCCGGGCCCGGCCCCCAGCAGGAGGAGCAUCCUGGUCAUGAAACACAGCUACUCGCAGGAGGCCGCCGACGCCUGCGACAUCGACGAGAUCGAGGAGGUGCCCACCACCAGCCACAGGCUGUCCCGGCACGACAAGGCCGUCCAGCGGUUCUGCCUCAUUGGGUCCCUAAGCAAACAUGAAUCUGAAUACAGCACCACCAGGGUCUAG